GGGUGCGCGGGCCGGGCCUGCCCCUCCGAGGCGCCGUAGCGCGGGAGGGAGACGGCCGCGCCGGUCCGUCGGUCCGCGGGUCCGUGGGUCUGCCCGGCCGCCCGGCCCCGCCCUGCCCCCCGGGGCGGCUCGGCUCCAUGGCCGGCGCGAACGGCGGGAGGCGGCCCGGGGGCCGCGGGGACCGCUGACCGGGCGGCGGGAGGCGGCGGGGCGGGCCAUGGGGGACGGAGCCGUCCGCAGCCGCCGGAGCCCGGAACCCGGCCGGAACCGGAGCGGCGCCUCCUGCUGAGCCCCGAGAGCUGGACCGGCAGCCGGAUGCCCGGGCCCAGGCGGGCCGGCGGCCGCCUGCGGGAUGAGCAGACUGCUGGGGGGCACGCUGGAGCGCGUCUGCAAGGCGGUGCUGCUCCUCUGCCUGCUACACUUUGUGGUGGCCGUCAUCCUCUACUUUGACGUCUACGCCCAGCACCUGGCCUUCUUCAGCCGGUUCAGCACCCGCAGCCCUGCCCGCGGCCUCCACCCAGCUGCCAGCAGCAGCACCAACUGCUCCCGGCCCAACGCCACUGCCCCCAGCUCCGGGCUCCCUGGGGCCCCCAGUGCCUGGCCGGGCCCCACGGUCCCCUCCCUGCCACCUUGUCCUGACUUGCCGCCUGGUCUUGUUGGCCGCCUGCUGAUCGAGUUCACUUCCCCCAUGCCGCUGGAGCGGGUGCAGAGAGAGAACCCGGGCGUGCUCCUGGGCGGCCGCUACUCACCCCCCGACUGCGCCCCAGCCCAGACGGUGGCGGUCAUCAUCCCCUUCCGACACCGGGAGCAUCACCUCCGCUACUGGCUCCACUACCUGCACCCCAUCCUGAGGCGCCAGCGGCUGCGCUACGGCAUCUAUGUCAUUAACCAGCACGGUGAGGACACCUUCAACCGGGCCAAGCUGCUCAACGUGGGCUUCCUCGAGGCACUGAAGGAGGACGCGACCUACAACUGCUUCAUCUUCAGUGACGUUGACCUGGUCCCCAUGGACGACCGAAACCUCUACCGCUGCGGCGACCAGCCCCGCCACUUUGCCAUCGCCAUGGACAAGUUUGGCUUCAGGCUGCCCUAUGCCGGCUACUUUGGAGGCGUGUCGGGCCUGAGUAAAUCCCAGUUUCUGAGAAUCAAUGGCUUCCCCAACGAGUACUGGGGCUGGGGUGGUGAGGACGACGACAUCUUCAACCGGAUCUCCCUGACUGGGAUGAAGAUCUCCCGCCCAGACAUCCGCAUCGGCCGCUACCGCAUGAUCAAGCACGACCGGGACAAGCAUAACGAGCCCAACCCUCAGAGGUUUACCAAGAUCCAGAACACCAAGUUGACCAUGAAGCAGGACGGCAUCGCGUCCGUGCGGUACCGGGUCCUGGAGGUGUCGCGGCAGCCGCUCUUCACCAACAUCACGGUGGACAUUGGGCGGCCCCCGUCUAGGCCUCCCUGGGGCUGACCGGAUGGACAAAGGCUCCUGUUGCCAAGGACUACCCGCCAGAGGCCUGCCCUGAGGCCCGGCGGUGCCUGCCGUGGGGGCCCCAGGACUCAGACUGUGGUCUCUGUUUUCCAAGGAUCUUCAGUAGGUUGCCUCACUGCAGCUGGAAGUUUCCGAACCUACUUUGGGGGGCUUCCAUCCGGGGCAGGCCCCUCAAGUGUGGCCCUCUGGGGUGGACCAUCCUCCGUGCCCCUCCGUUCCCAGCCCAGCCUCCCUCACUGUCAGGCUUGGGCCAGCCCCUGCACUGCCUCGCCGAGUGGCCAGGCCAGGUCGCUCCACCUCUCUGUGCCUCAGUUCCCCCUAUUCCUCCUGAGUCCCCUAGGGCCUGGACGUAUGACCAGGGGCAGUGUCUCUCUUCUAGGGGGGGAUUCUCAGAUCUGGGGGGGGCUCCCCGUGCUCCUAGGGGAGGGGAAACCUUUUCCAUUCAACAUUGUAGGGGCAAACUGAUGGGCCCCUACUGCUGAGGAGCAGCCCCAGGGGGGGCCCAGAUGGGGUGCUGAGUCACUUCCUGGGAUCUUGGGGUUGGGCAUUGCAUGGGAGGCAGGCGGGGUGCCGGUGGGUCAGUCUGGGGAUUGGUCAGUCUGGUUCCGCCUCCCGGCUCCAAGAAGGCAGUAGCCCCAGGGCCCAGCUUGUGUUUGUACAUUGCACAGAAACUUGUGUGGGUGCUUUAGUAAAAAACGUGAAUGGAGCUGGCCUUCUGA
This is a messenger RNA of Sorex fumeus (smoky shrew), 2202 nucleotides long. It is a transcript of the gene B4GALT2, whose product is annotated as beta-1,4-galactosyltransferase 2. Gene Ontology annotation, molecular function: glycosyltransferase activity. Bases 353 to 1462 code for a protein of 369 amino acids. The record is from RefSeq and is a predicted model, not a curated record. NCBI's taxonomy places the organism in Eukaryota, Metazoa, Chordata, Mammalia, Eulipotyphla, Soricidae. Gene Ontology annotation, biological process: carbohydrate metabolic process. The transcript has 7 exons.